Messenger RNA from Poecilia reticulata (guppy), 4397 nucleotides. The record is from RefSeq and is a predicted model, not a curated record. Lineage: Eukaryota; Metazoa; Chordata; Actinopteri; Cyprinodontiformes; Poeciliidae.
AACGCAGGUAGUGUCAGUGGGAGCGCACUUUCCUUUCCAGCAGAGUAUCUGUGAUUUCUUCCGGGUUUUUCCGUCUCACUUUGUUUUGUUUGGGUGUAUCAGCGCUCGGCUCAGCAUGACAAAAACUCCCCUUUUAACAGCCGUAAACGCCGCUUUCUUCGAGCUCUGUUAAAAACCAACAUGUUUUCUGGGGGUUUGCUCAGCAGAAAAACUCGGUAACCUCGGAAAAAGUUCCUUUUUGUCGUGAUUUCACUCCGACCCGAGGCACCUGUUGCUCCGGUUUGGACGGACAGGUGUUUUUCCUCUGAAACAGGGAGCAGCUUCGGCUCCUCAGACYUGUCAAACUUGGAUUAAAUUUWUUCUCUUCUCGCGUGUUUUGUUUUUAAACAACAGUGAGAAGUUGUUGCUGACAUGAAAGUUACCGUAACUUUCGGGGACACCUCAGUGGUGGUUCCCUGUAAAGCUGGAUGGACCGUCCGGGAAUUAAUCGAACAAGCUACACGGAGGUACCGAAGGAUAGUAGAGCAGCAACAUGGAGAGGUUCCUGUGAACAUCCACCACUUGGAAUACACGGAUGGAGGGAUCCUGGACAUUGACGAUCUGCUCAGUGACCUGGUGGAAGACAGAGAAAAGCUGGUGGCCGUGUUCGAUGAUGACCAGCGCAGCGGUACGGAAAGCCCCAGAGACUCCAUCUCCAAUGGCUACUCCAGCGACGGCGCAAGUCCUGAAGCCAUGCAGUACUUCCCCCACCUGGAGUACGAGGAUCUGAGCAGAGGGGAGAUCGAGGUCAACGAGGCCGUCCUCAAAGCCAACACACCUCUGUUGGUGAGGAGCAGCAGCGACUCCGUUCUGGCACCUGCUCAUGGGACAACCCCUCCACCUUCACCUCCACCUGAUGACCAAAGCAUGAAGUCUCCACCCGAGCCAGAGAUCAACAAUGUACUGAAGGGAGCCCUGGAGAGACUGAACACGGAGAAUCCCCCACCCAAAACGAUGAACCAGAUUAACUUCAGUACUCUUACAAGGACGGUUGAGUUCCCAGGUGACCGGGCCCCCCUGGGUAUCCAUGUGGUCCCCUACUGCUCCUCCCUAAGUGGACGACCUCUGGGCCUCCAUAUUAAAGGCAUUGAGGAAAACAGCCGCUCUAAGAGGGACAAUCUCUUCAAGGAGGACGAAUGCAUCGUCCACAUCAACAACACGCCGCUGCAGGACAAAACCUUCGCACAGUCUCAGGAGGUGUUCCGUCAAGCCAUGUCGUCUCCUACUGUGCGUCUGGAGGUUCURCCUGUAGGCAGCAAGCCUCGCUAUGAGAAGACGCUAAUCGGACAGCUUUUCACUGGCGAUGGCAAAGAUUCCCCUGUAAAGGUCAUGAGUCCGAAAGUGCUCCGCGCUCCRGUCGAGACUCUAGCUGAAACCAAACUGACCCAAAAAGUGGAGCUGAAGCAGCCAGACCCACGACCCAAGACUCCAGAGCCAGCUCCGCAAAACACACCGCCACUUCAGCCCCAAUAUGGAUCUCUGGAGAGAGCUUCACCCACACCUCCAGCUCGGACAGCGAGCUCCUCCCCUCCACCCAGGACCCGCAGCCAGAGCCCGCUGGCCAACAAGAGUCCUGCUGCACCUGGGGUUUCUAACCUCACAAACAAGAAAGGUGGCAAGAGGAUAAAAAUUGACCUGAGGAAAGGCACUGAGGGUCUGGGCUUCACCGUGGUCACCAGGGACACAGCAGUCCACGGGCCAGGGCCAAUUCUGGUUAAGAACAUCCUGCAGCGAGGCGCAGCAAUCAAAGAUGGCCGCCUGCAGCCUGGAGACCGCAUCCUGGAGGUGAAUGGAGUGGACAUGACCGGCCGUACCCAGGAGGAACUGGUGGGCAUGCUGCGCAGCACCAAGCAGGGAGAGGUGGUGUCCGUGCUGGUGUCCCGGCAGGAGGACGUCUUCCUGCCCCGAGAGCUGAAAGGGGAGGAGAGGAGCAGUCAAGCGAUAGAGGAAGGAAAAGAGCAGCUGAUGUACGAGAUCCCGCUCAACGAGACUGGCUCGGCCGGCCUGGGCGUCAGCCUGAAGGGGAACCGGUCGAGGGAGACUGGAGAGGAUAUGGGAAUCUUCAUCAAGUCCAUCAUCCACGGAGGGGCUGCGUAUAAGGUGAGCUGGRAAACGGAUGACCCAAGAAACAUACUGUACCAAACCCGAAGCGUUGCAGUUCAAAAAAAUUCAACUGGUGUUCAAAGCACAAAACAUGAAAUACUCAGUCUCCCAAAAGCAUUUAUACUCCUUUUUCUGUCAGAGCCGAGUCCCUCCGGUCCCGCCAGAACCGCCAACCCGGAGUCCGCCGUCAACGGUGGCAGCCACGCGCCGGCGAAGACCACCGGMCACGGACACGACGACUCUCGCAGCGCUCCAGCRACCGCCACCAAUGGCAACUACGCUCACUACAGCAACGACGAUGACGAGCAGGGCUUCCCCCCGCCGCCCUCCCCUGGUUCUGUGGAGGAGAUGAGCAGAGACCUGCCACCAUCUCCAUCCCACUACAGCGAGGAGCCCAGCAUGGCCGCAGCAUUCUAUGUAAGCAGACAGUUCAUCAGGGAAAAGGACAACGUUCCUCGCAACAGAACCUCCAAGAGCAUGGACCUGGUGGCCGACGAGAGCAACGUUGGAUCRCUGGUGGGGCAGAGAAACGAGUCCGAUUUCGGAGGAGCGCUGGGUCCCACCCUCGGCCUGGUGAAGUCCAGUUCCUUGGAGAGCCUCCAGACGGCCAUGUCCGAGGCGCAGCAGAGCCGACGGCAGGCUCAGAUCCCGUUCCACCGGCCGCGGCCGCACGUUGUCCGCGGUCGAGCGUGCAACCAGAGCUUCCGCAUCGCCAUUGACAAAUCCUACGACGGACCCUCUGAAGACGAUGACGACGUGUCGGACGACAGCUCUGGCCACGAGACGCCCGCCAGCAGCUCCUCCCGUCAGGACCUGGAUGCGGACGAUAGGGGGAAGAAGAAGAAGAAAACCAAGGGGAAAAGGAAGGAGAAGAACAACAAGCUGAAGAAGAAGACGGAGGACUCGGUGGACGAACCAAAGAAGACUAAGAAGAAAGGAUUUAACCUCCUAAGCGAUCAGCGGAUCCAGGGAUUGCGUAGGGAGUACCAGCAGGCCCGAGCUGCUCCGGGUUAUGAGGAGCUGGAGGCGGCGAGACGCAGAGUUCUGGAGCACGACCCAAAUCGGAUGGCACCCAGAGGGGUUGAAUCCCGACCAAGGCACCGGUAUGAAGAUUUGGAACCGGAUUACAAUCCACAACCAAGGAGGGAUCCGUAUGACUAUCCCACACACUCCAGGGCUCACAGGGAACCCAUCCCUUACCCCGGUCACUACCAGGACCCUCCAGGUCCCAGCAACUCUGGCCGUUUGCCACUCCCUCAAUCGUCCAACCAGUCCCAGCAGGCGCCCGCUAAUCAACGCUACUACCCAUCCGCCCAGCCACACCGUGCAGCUCUGAGACAGGAUGUCCCUCCGUCUCCCACGGCUGGUCGCAGAGGGCGGCAGCACUAUGAGCCUGCGGCGGGGAGAGGAGACGGCUACCGGCAGGCCAGCCCCGGCCGCUACACCAGCCCAGACAGGUACCCAAAAGCAAGGCAACGCUACGCCAGCCCUGAUGGCUACCGGGAUGAAAGACAGCCUGAGCCACGGCGGAAGGACCCCAUGAUAGGUGCAGUGUAAAUUGAUGAAGGUUAAGGUUUAAACACGGGCGCUUUGCAAAGAGUUAUAUUUAAAUGUAUGUAAAUAUAUAAAUAUUGUUUCUGGUGGAGAUAUUGUGAGUAUUCUAGUAUUGCCAAGGUUUUUGAUGACAGAUUUUAUAAUGCAGAAUGAAAUGAGAUUAAAUUGCACAAAUAUUUACARUAAACUUUGUGCCAUAACAGAUGUUUAAGAUGAAGUAUAUUCCAGCACUGAAAGCACUGCGUUUUGUCCAGAAGGAUCAAACAGAAGRUAAUAAAUGGGGGGGAUCACCUUUACCAGCUAGAUCAUGACAGGAAGCCGACAAACAAAAACAGGAAUUAGCUCUCCUUCUUGACGUUUAGGCCUUGAUGUUUUGCAGCUUAAGCUUCCUUUAAUUCCUGAAAACAUGUCAGGGUUUUUUUCUUUUCUUUUUGCCUUUGAUUAUGUGGAUGAGGCCGACACCUUUACUGUCCGAGAUUAAUUUAAUUGUGAUAUUUUUUUGGUUUUCUAAUAAACKAAAUAGUUAUUCUUAUGAGCCACUAGUAAUGAAUUAGACUACAACUUUUCCUCUUUAACAUCGCAAACCUGAAAUUAGUUGCGCUGACUGAUGUGUAGCUUACRAUUUGUUUCAAUYAUUGUCAAAUAAGUGAUUUGUUUUUCUUUUCUACAAAUACUUUGCAAUAAAUAUUUUGAGAUUCUCA